Nerophis lumbriciformis (worm pipefish) is the source of this 510-nucleotide messenger RNA. The record is from RefSeq and is a predicted model, not a curated record. NCBI's taxonomy places the organism in Eukaryota, Metazoa, Chordata, Actinopteri, Syngnathiformes, Syngnathidae.
AUGCCCAAGCGAGCAUAUCCGUUCACGGAAACCUUCUCGUCCCAGUACAAAAUACAUGUUGGGCAGCAUGAGCUGAAUAACUCCAGUGUGUUUGGGAAUAAAUACAGGAAAGAAAUCUACGAAAAGACGAAGAACCUGCUUUUCAAUGGCGCCAAGGCUAUGGUUGAUAAAAUAUGGUCCGGCGACGAGAAAACCAACGAGCCUGAGUCAACUAGACAAGAGACUGUCGAAAGCAGCCACACUCUCUUAAGAGGACAGACUUUAAUAGGCACUGACGGAAGACUUACUAAAGCCACAAAAACUCAAGGAGUUGGGCCUCCUCCAACUGGCUGCUACGUUUGUCAGAGGAGUGCAUCAUGCCGGACAUCUUGCUCGCUGUGUGAACGACUUGUCUGCUCCCCCUGCAGCCGACAGUGCUCCAACUGCUCCAGCCUCUGCUGUUCAGUCUGUACCAUCAUUGAUUACAGUGGACGUUAUGAUGAAGUGCUCUGCUGCAGUUGUUCCACAUAA